AUGGCUGAAACCAACAAUCCGAAAGACUCGGUAAAUAAUGAUUCAACGCGUGGGUUGCCAUACUAUGAGAAGCUACGUAAAGAUUUACGUGAGACACUUCAAAAAAAGAGACUUCUAGACAAGAACAUGGCGGCUAUCGAAGACCAAAUAUAUCGCUACGAAUCAUCGUAUCUCGAAGAGACAUCAGCUGGCAAUAUAAUCAAAGGCUUUGACAAUUACAUUAAGGGUACAAGCACUGCUCCCACAGCAUCUUCUGCAAAUAACGUGGGUACGUCCUCGCGAAGAAAAGGCGGUACCAUGGAUGCGGACAGGAUCUUCAGUAGAAGUAGUGUCAGUUUCAUGCGAGAAGUCAGCCCUGGCCCAAGCGACAGCGGUAGAGAAACGCCACGCACAGAAGAGCCAACAGGAGGAAACAAGAACAAGAAGAAAAAGAGCAGUGCAGGAAAUACCGAUGGAGAUGAGGAUGAGAUCAAAGGCCCAAAGAGGCUCAAAAUCACUUAUGCCAGAGGCGGUGAAGGGGACUGA
Molecule: messenger RNA, 525 nt
Organism: Bacidia gigantensis
Lineage: Eukaryota; Fungi; Ascomycota; Lecanoromycetes; Lecanorales; Ramalinaceae
Exons: 2
Coding region: 1-525 (174 amino acids)
Cellular component (GO): NuA4 histone acetyltransferase complex
Source: RefSeq, a predicted model, not a curated record